AAUGGAGGUGUAGAGAAUAAUAAUAUAAUAAUAAAAUUGUGGAGGUCGGUUGGGUUGGGUGAAAAACCCUAAAAGUAGAUUUGGAGAUCAGAUCUGAAAUUGUUGAAUGGAUUCAAGCAGGAGGGCGGUAGAGUCGUAUUGGAGGUCACGGAUGAUCGAUGGAGCGACCUCUGAUGAAGAUAAAGUGACGCCUGUUUACAAAUUGGAGGAGAUUUGUGAGUUGCUUAGAUCCUCACAUUCCUCUAUUGUUAAAGAAGUAUCUGAAUUCAUCCUCAAACGUCUCCAACACAAAUCCCCAAUUGUCAAGCAAAAGGCUCUCAGAGUGAUCAAAUAUGCUGUCGGAAAAUCUUGUCCAGAAUUCACAAGGGAGAUGCAAAGAAAUUCAGUCGCUAUACGCCAGUUAAUUCACUACAAAGGUCAACCCGACCCUUUGAAGGCUGAUGCACUCAAUAAAGCAGUCCGUGAAACAGCGCAGGAAGCAUUAUCUGCUCUAUUUUCUUCACAAGACACUAAACCUCCCACAGAAAAUCUAAAUCUUGGUGGCAGAAUACAAGGCUUUGGUAAUACCAGUUAUGAAAUUCAUGAUGAUAAGAGGUCUUUCCUCAGUGACGUUGUUGGUGCUACAAUUAAACAAGGACUUAAUACUCUUACACAAUCUCCUCCUCUCAAAAAGAAUGAUACUGGAACUUAUACAAGUCCAAAUCUUCAGAGCUCAUUGACAACUCAACCUGACACUUCUCACAAUCAUACUUCUCGCUUUUCAACAAAUCCUGCUUCUGCAACUUGGACUCACACUGAAACAACAACCAAGCCACAUUCUGCUGAAAAGACCCGAGAAGACAGGUUAUUAGAAACUAUUGCAACCUCCGGUGGAGUUCGUCUGCAGCCAACUCGGGAUGCACUUCAGGUCUUCCUUCUCGAGGCUUCAAAAUUAGAUGCCUUGGCUUUGACUCAUGCCCUUGAGUCAAAGCUGCAAUCACCUUCGUGGCAGGUUCGUGUGAAAGCAAUCUGUGUCCUCGAGGCCAUCUUGAGGAAAAAAGAUGAUGCUCACUUUGGUACUAUGGCAUCUUAUUUCACUGAAAAUAGAGAUGUUGUGGUAAAAUGCUAUGAAUCUCCCCAAGCAUCAUUAAGAGAAAAAGCAAACAAAGUCUUAAGUCUUCUGAAUGAUGGACAAACAGCUGAUGCUGUGGCUCAUGUAGAUAGGUCAGCAAAUGCUUGUAACCCUGUUGUCCAGAUGCCUGACUUGAUAGACACAGACAAUUCUGAUUAUCUGUUUGGAACAGAUAAUUUAACAAAUAUGCAGAGUAGUGAAGGAAUAAAGAUUGCAUCCACCUCUGCCACCCCUCUGAUGGAUGAUCUAUUUGGAGACAAAUCGGGCAGCAGCUUUAGUUCCAGCCAAAAGAAAAAUGAUGAUGACCCCUUUGCUGAUGUUUCUUUUCACAUCAGUAAUGAGAAAGCGCCUGAAGCUGAUCUCUUUUCUGGAAUGACGGUUGACAAAUCAGAUGCUACUGAAAUCCAUUCGGUGAAUAAUAGAAAUGGACCUGAACUGUUUGAUAUCUUUGGUUCCAGUGUUGAAGUUCCUCGGGAGCCCAAUAAUUCUAGAAAGGAUGUUCCUGAUUUAAUGAAUAGUCUCUCUUUGAAUGGGAAUGAGUCAUCCAUGGAGCAGAAUGGCAGCUCAGGGGCAACCCCCUAUCAGAAUAUAUUUCAAGAGCCCACUAUUGACCCUUGUCAUCACGCUUCUAAUGAUGUCAUGAAUAGCAUACUUUCCUCCCAGGCUGGUGGAGUUAAUGCAAAUCCCAUGUUUCCUUUGGGUUCUAUGCAGUAUAACUUGCCUCCUGGCUUCGUGUUGAAUCCAUCAUUUGCUCCUCAGGCUCUAAACUAUAAUGCUAUGGGAAACAUUUUUGCUCAGCAGCAACUCCUUGCAACGCUUUCCAGUUAUCAGCAAUUAGGGAGCAUGCACUCAUCCACUAGUGCUAGUCAUGCUGCUGAUUCUGCUGAAGUUUAUGGUUCAGCUCUCCCCGAUAUCUUCAAUGCUAGCAUUUCUAAGCAAACUCCUACUUCCUUGAUGAACACUUCGAAGAAAGAAGGUACAAAGGCAUUCGAUUUUAUCUCGGAUCAUUUGGCUGCAGCUCGUGAUCCAAAGAGGGUGAUUUGAAUGGUAAUCAUUCAAAGCAAAUAAGAAUACAUUGCUUAUAAUAUGUAGUAGCUAUACACAAUUUGAAGCACGAAUUUAAUCUGUAAAGUUCCUUUAAGAGCAGUGCUGUCAGUGUGAAAAGACCAACUAUUUUUUUUCUUCUUUUCUGCCCAAUAAUGAGUAUUAGCUUUACCUGAUGAACAAAUGUUUGGAUGUCAUUGCCUUCGGAAAUGGAGUGCUGCAAGGGUUUUAGAGGUGUUGUAUUCUGAUAUUACGAUAAUUAUUGGAUGACGUUCUUUGGUGUCUCUCAUGUUAUUCUUUUAUUCCCAUCUCUGUUGUAAAACUAAAACUCUAUAAUAUGAGAAAUAUGGCAAAUUAUGACAAGAAAUAAAUGAAAGGUAAAUUGUGAUUUA
This is a messenger RNA of Solanum lycopersicum (tomato), 2547 nucleotides long. RefSeq names its product protein MODIFIED TRANSPORT TO THE VACUOLE 1. The record is from RefSeq and is a predicted model, not a curated record. Gene Ontology annotation, molecular function: ubiquitin binding; phosphatidylinositol binding. Gene Ontology annotation, cellular component: trans-Golgi network membrane. Lineage: Eukaryota; Viridiplantae; Streptophyta; Magnoliopsida; Solanales; Solanaceae.